GCGGCGGAUGCAGUAAUUCCUGGCCGCCGGUUGCGCUCGUUAUGGUGGCGGCGUUUUUUCUCCAUGGAGUGGAAACUGGCGCAGUUCCGAGCUGCUCGCCGCGCUACCGCCGACCCUCCUCCCGCAAAGCCACCUUCAAAGGCCGCGGCUCUAGUGCCCGAAAAGGCCCAGGCCCAGAGUGAGGAAUCCAGUCAAAGACUAUACAGGCCCAAGGACCAAGUGUUUUCAUCCCCUCCACCAUGGUGGACCCAUUACUUUUUUAUGAACCUGACCUUUCUGAAGUUUCUUCUCUGGCUGGUCUUACUGGGACUGUUUGUGGAACUGGAAUUUGGUUUGCCUUAUUUUGUCCUGUCUAUGUUUUAUUGGAUCUAUGUAGGAACCCGUGGCCCUGGAGAAAGACAGAAUGGAGAAAAAAGUGCUUACUCUGUAUUUAACCCAGGUUGUGAAGCUAUACAAGGAACACUCACAGCAGAACAACUUGAGAGAGAAUUACAGUAUCGGCCUUUAGCUGAGAGGUAAUUGGUAUAUCAACUCUUGCCUGUAACUAUUGCGAAUAUGUCUUUUUCACUUGAAUUAAACGGAAACCAUUUUCUGUGGCAAAAAAGAGGGACUUAUGAAUAUGUAAAGGUUGAAUCAGAAACAAAUUUUUUAGACUGAUUUUAUUGGAUUUUCUUGUGGUGAACUAAACUUAUUACUUAUAUUUUGGAUGAAUGGUUGGUUUUUAUAUGUAGUGUUUGCCAUGGACCAUUUGAGGUAUCCCCACGGUAGUGUAAAACCUAACUUUAUUUUGGUGCAAUUAUCUUUUCAACAGCUAAGCAUAUCUAGUAGAGGAUCCUAGAAAUGAUGUGAAAUCUAUCAUUUGGUAAAUUAUUUAAUGGCAAAAGGACAGGGGGAACGGUCCCAAACUCCAAGGCAAAAGGCACACUAAGGACACGCCAAAAGACUGCUGCUGCAAUCCAAAGCUUUAUUCACAAGUGCUGAGGGUCAAAUCAAGAAGACGGGAGCGCCCACACUCUCCGGCUGCUUCCGGCGGGAGAUUGGCAACGGGUUUGCCUGGCUAAAUUGUCCCGUUUCACAAGGCUCACAGCUUCAUCAAAAGCCACAAAUAAAUUCUUAGUGUAAAGCGUAUUUCUUUUACUGAAAAAUAACCUGCUAGACAAGAAUCAAGUUUCUUCUUAGGUUUAGUUGAACAGAAUUUCCUCUCUUGUCUCUUAUUUAAUGGGACAAAAUGAUAGUUCUUGUAAAACUCGAUGUAUUCCUGUAUCAUGGUAAAGCAGCCUAAGUGAGUUUGAUGUACUUUCAGAAAAUGGAGGCUAGCAUUCUUAGAUCCUGUUGAUUUGCAUGGGCUAAACAUGUGCUUAGCUCUUCCACUGAAGUGAGAGGGAUGCAAGUGCCUUGUUUUCUAUUUCUUCUGUUCCUACCACCAAGACUUUUGAGGAACUGCAUAUUUAUUGUUGAAGGCUUUCACGGCCGGAGAACGAUGGUUGUUGUGGGUUUCCCGGGCUGUAUUGCCGUGGUCUUGUCAUUGUAGUUCCUGAUGU
Eublepharis macularius is the source of this 1541-nucleotide messenger RNA. RefSeq names its product SAYSVFN motif domain containing 1 (gene SAYSD1). NCBI's taxonomy places the organism in Eukaryota, Metazoa, Chordata, Lepidosauria, Squamata, Eublepharidae. The record is from RefSeq and is a predicted model, not a curated record. Bases 64 to 519 code for a protein of 151 amino acids. The transcript is spliced from 2 exons.